GCUGUCUACAAGGCCUGGCUGUGCUCCGAGUAUUUCAAUGUGACACAACAACAGUGCCGACACCGGAUCCCAUGCAAGCAAUACUGCCUGGAGGUGCAGACCAGGUGCCCGUUUGUGUUACCAGACAAUGAUGAGCUGAUCUAUGGAGGCUUGCCUGGCUUCAUCUGCACAGGGCUGCUGGAGAGCCAGCUGCCCGAGGAGGAGGCCAAGUGCUGCGAGGUGCAAUGGGACUCCUGCGACCACCCCCCAGACAGCAGCUCCGACACAUCCCCCAAAUCCACAGCGUCAGAGUCUCUCCAUUACCACCGCCACGACCCCCACCUCCAUCACCAGCGGCAGAACCACUACCACCUCUACCACCACCACCAGUACCACCACUCCCCGUCCUUGCUGCCGGUCUCCGCAGGGUCUCGCCUGGGCAGCAGCAGGAUCCGGCUGUGCGUGCUGGUUCUGAUGCUCCUCCACACCAUGGUGUCUUUCUCGAGUGUGCACAGCGGCGGCGGGGGGCUCAGCCCAGAGGCCCUGCCCUCCUUGGAUGAGAGCAUGGCACGAGAUGAGUGAUCUGGAGGGCAGAGCCGACCUCCGAGAGGAAACGCCAGAUCUUUUUCCACGAAGGGGGGCACAUGCUAUUCCUCCAAUGGGAGGCACGGGAUUGGGGGUGACGCACACAGACACACCCCCACACAUACCCCCAAGAGCUGCUCGCCGCGGGGCAUCCCCGUGAUGAAGAGUCUCUAAUGCGCACAGGGCUGCGGGACUCAGCGGUGAGAAGGGUUCAGUCAGCAGCAGCCAGGCGGCUCAGCUUGGGGCAGGCCGGGAUGGGAAGUAGAGGGGAUGGGACCCCUCAGGGGGUGGCCCCAUGGGUACCACAUGUGCCUUGGGUACCCACCAGCUACGUGCCAGGAGCGUGGAAAUCAGCCUAACUUCCAUUUCUCCUCUGUCUAUAAAGCCCAGUGCCCUGUGGUCCCAAAUGGGUUUGAGGGUAUGGAGACAGCACCUCUCUGCAGACCUUUCUCUUCCCUUCUCAUCCCUGGGGAAAAUCCAGCAAGGCAAGGCAGGCCCUGCACGGCCUGGCCAGGCUCCUUCUGCUGCUGGUGGUGCUGGCAGGGCUGGAGGAUGCUGUCCUAUGGUACUGGUGGGGUUGGUGGGACAGGAGGAUGCUGCACUGCGGUGCUGCUGGGAUUGGUGUUACUUGGCCCAGCACUCCCCGCUUUGCAGCAUGAUGGUUCCAUUUACCAUCUUUUGCUCACUUUCCCCAUGGGAGAGGCUGCUCUCGGGGAGGCGUUAGGGAGACAUGGUGAAGCUGAGGGUGUCUUCAGUUUGCAGUGGGAUCAAGGCUGGUAACAAUUGGAUGAAAGGCUUCAGAGGGCAUCCUUCCAUGCUUCGCGGCCACAAAUCAUCUACUGGAUGGCAGAAGGACUGGGCGAAGGGCUGGAGAAAUCUGGCUGGUAGGGAUGGUCUCCCACACAGAGCUGAGGCGCUAAUAAGGCCCAGCUGGGGAAGGGAGUUCUCCCAAAUGCUUUUUAUCAAUAGUUGCCCCCAGAUCAGAGAAUGCUGAGGAACCCACCCGAAGCAGCAGCACUCACUCAGGCAAGGUGCUGCCUCAGUCAAUGCAGGCUGAGCCAUACCUGGGUCCAGCAUUUCUGAGCGUUCGGUCACAAACAGACACCGGGUCUCUCCCUACCACAAAGCUCCCAGAUUCUUUGUGUACCCACGGGGCUCUGAAGGCAGCACAGAGGAGGUGGGGAAGCAGACUACAGUCAGCUGCAGAGUGCCAUGGUCACAGCUGCUUCUAUCCUUGCCCCUUCAGGUUAGCCCAGGGUUAGGGUUAGGGUGGCCCUGUGGAAGGCAUGCGGAUCGUCCUGCUGCACUGAGACCCAUCCCAGGGCCCCGUGGAGCAGUGGGUAGGUUCAGAGCUGUGAGCAUUUCUGGCUCCUGGUCUGGCGAGGUGAAGCAAAGCCCCGUGCACAGCGCUGCUUCUGACCUGGAGGAGGGCAGCACCAAGAAUCUUACAGGAAAGGCUGCUCCCAACAUUUCCAGCCCAUUCAUAGACCAAAGAGGCUCUGAAAAGCAGCUGAAUGUGUGACUUCUGCUUUGACUUGAACCUCAGAGCUCUGGGGAGAUGUUUACACACCACCAGUUACCUGUUACCAAAGUUCUGAGGAUGCAGAGCCCAUGGGCUUGUUGUGCGCGGACUGUUGGGCAGGAGAGCUCAUGACUGUGGGAGGUGCAAAGAGUUUCCCAAGCAGAUUCUAUUACUGUUGCCACCCAGGAUGGAUAGGUAGAGCUAUUCUUGUUUGAAUAUUCACAGCAGCAUCCCUGUAUUUGCAGUCUGGUUUACACCGAGCUGGGAACUCAGACGUGCAGCAGCUCAGCAAACAGGAGUGGGGCUGCUCAGUUUGCUGCGCUGCAGCACCGUGGCAUUUUGCACGGCUCUGGCGAAUAGCAAAGGCACACAGCGAGAGUGAGGUAGGGAGCACAGCCACAUCCCAUUCCUUCAUAAGGAAAUGAGAUUUUUCAUGUACUGCCAAGAGUGAAGCUGAUUCCAGGCGCCUCUCCCCGACAUAGGCUGCGUCCAAUCUGGGGGGAAGCAUAGCCCCGCGCGGUGCGUCGCAUGGCCCUGACUCAGCUCUGCUCUUUGUCUGCCCACAGCUUGCUGGGGGUGCUGGGCCUCUGUGCCACGGCUACACAGAGUGACAGCAGCAGGGACAGCUCGGGGACACCGCGUUUGGGUGCAGGGAUGGGGAUCCCAGGCAGGGAGCAGCUCAGGGUGCUGCUGCGAGGGGCUGUGGCAUUACCUAGUGUGACUGUGAGGAAAGUGCUGAGUCUUCACAGAGCAGGGCUGUUGGAAGGAGUUCUUUUAUUUAGCAAGUCUGGGCUGCUGUCAAUAAGUUCUGUGGUUUUCGGGCACCAUAUGCUGUAUUCAACACUUUGCCAAUGGCGUUAAACAAAUCCAGACUUGGCUGUUUGUGGAGCGGGACGGAGCAGCUGGGAGCGGUGCGUGGCACAGUCCAUCACUGUAGAACCAGCAGAUAAAAAUCAUCCCUCUGCCCUGACACUGCAACCCUGAUAACCCUCUGCAUCAGCCUUCCCCUUUCUAGAAGAGAGAAGCAGAAAGCAGACUGGACGCAGGCUCAGCUGAUACCCCGUGGUUCCCCAUUGCGCCCUUUGCAGAGCAUCCCUGGGGGAGCACCGCCCCACGCAGCCCAUCCUGCAGGAAUUCAGCCCACGGAGCUUCUCCUUUCCCCUCCACUCACUGAUCUGAUUUCUUCCCCCGGUGCUGGGGGUCGGGAUGGUGCUGCAGGGAGAGGUGGCCACGGCCAUGGCCCGUCUGCUGCGCCAGCUCUCUGCUUUGUGCUUUAAUGUCGCUGCCAGUUGUACAAAUUAAUUAAAAAUAACUGAAGAAAAAAUCCCAAAGAAAGG
This is a messenger RNA of Coturnix japonica (Japanese quail), 3423 nucleotides long. NCBI's taxonomy places the organism in Eukaryota, Metazoa, Chordata, Aves, Galliformes, Phasianidae. The record is from RefSeq and is a predicted model, not a curated record.